CCCAGUGAUACUUGGUAUAAAGGAAGGUUGGUACUGAUUAUUAUUCAUUUACUCACACAGCUCUAACGUUUAACCUAGACGCGAAGUCAAAGAGUAUGGCUGCUUACUGUUUCACGGAACGACUUCGUCAAUAAAAAUGAAUGAUUAUUUAACGUUCAAGUGAAUUAUAAUUAUUUUAAACACUUUAUUUAUCAUGGAGUUAGGUUUACCUAACACGUUAUUACCAGGUGAUCCACGAUUAGUGGAUCACAUCGUAGGAGAAGUGAAAUCUCAAGGAAUUUUUGAUCAAUUUCGCAAAGAAUGCAUUGCUGAUGUUGAUACGAAGCCAGCCUAUCAGAACUUACGUACAAGAGUUGAAGGUUCUGUAAAUUCUUUUCUCAACAAACAACCAUGGAAACCAGAUUUAAACAAAAAUCAAUUGAGAGAAACACUAAGGAAGCACAUACACGAAGCUCCUUAUUUAGACGCCGGUGUGGAACGCAUAGUAGAUCAAGUAGUAAAUCCGAAAGUAUAUUCUGUCUUCAUGCAUCAGAUUGAGGAUGUAGUGUACAAAUUUCUAGGAAUAGAAAGACCUAAGGCAAAAGAAAAAAAUGGUGCAUGUGGCCUUAAAGAUUUAUUACCCAAGGAUUUAGAUCCUGUUUCACCAGAGUCUGACAAAAAUAGUUUAAAAGAUGUGUCUUUGGAGUCUAUGGAUGCAAUGGAAGAUUUAGAAAUAAAAAGAGAUGUAAAGUCUGCUAACGAACAGAAGUCUUUAGAAGAUGAAAUAUCCAAUGAAAAAGAUAAAGAUAAUAUAUCCGAGAAUGGACAAAUUUAUUUGGAAGAGAAAGCGUUGGAUGAAAGUGAUAAAGGUUUUAAUAAGACUGGUAGUAUUUUAAAUUUAAAUACAUCUGGUAAAUCAGAUGAUAAAACGGAGGAAGAUGAAGAAGACAGUCCUACUUUUGAACCAAUUGAUAUUAUGAAUCUAAACGAAUCUAAUAAUUCCAAUGAUUCACAUUUGUCAGGUAUAUCAGAGUUAACUAGUCAUAGGUCUAGAAGCCCUGAUUUUUGUAAUGAAUUGUCAAGAGACAACUUCGAUUAUAGUAAUCAAGAUUCACAACUAAGCAAAGUUUCUUCCGAUUCCCGAUUAUCGAUUGUAACUGAUUUUGGAUUUUCUAACCAUGCAUCAACACCAAUACCUGAUGCAUUGAAAGAUGAAGUCAAUAAAUGUGAUGUUAAAAAUAUUAAAGACAAUUUUAAAGCUGUCAGAGAAUAUGAAUCUAAUAAAAAUAAAAGUAAUAAAAAUAUUUUUGAAUUAAAUAAAACUAAAGAUGUACAAGAUGUUAAAGAUUCUAAAAAUAUUAAGAACAAUUUAUCUUCUAAAGAAAAUUCUCGUGAUGCUACAGACAGUAGUAUAAAGGAUAGGUAUGAAUAUAAAAAUAAUAAAGAUAGGUCCAGAGACAGUGAAUCUAAAUCAAAAUCAAAAGAUAAAAAUCAUGUAAAAGAUGGAAAACAUCAUAGGGAUAGAAGUAGUGAUAAAAAGAAAGAAAGAAGUCACAGCAGUUCAAAAUAUGACAAAUAUGAUAAAAAUAAAGCUAAAGAUAAAAGCGAUCAACCGAGAGAAAGUAUAGAUAAAAUUAAAGAUGCGGAAAAGGAUAAUUAUACUAAAGCAAAGGAAGAUAAAAUAAAAGAAACAGACAAGAAAGAUAAUAUUAGUAAAGAAGGAAAAGAUCUGAAAGAUCUUUACAAAGAAAAAAUUAGGGAACUUAGAGAGAAGAAAGAAUUAACAGAGAAAGAAAAAUUAAAUAAAGACAAGGAGACAAAAUCAAAUAAAGAAAAUAAAGAUAAAAAAGAUUCUCCAAAAGACAAGAAAUAUAAAAAAGAUCAUAAAAGCUCUUCCAAAAAUCCUUCGUCAAGUUCUCAUGAAAUUAAAACUGUCAAAGCAUCUGAUAAAGUUAUUGAUGGAAAAGAAAAAAGAAGUGAAUCAAAGGAUAAAGAUAAGAGUAAGAAAGAUGAAAAACGUACUUCUAAGGAUCAUAUAAAGUCUAAAAACCAUAUCAACAUGAAAUCAGACUCGGUAGAAAAAUUAGAUAAACAGGAUGUAAAGAAAUUUAUAAAAAAUGAAAAAGAAGAGAAGAUUGAUAAAUCUGAAAUAAGAAAAGAUGUCAAGUCAACUAGUGAAAAAAUAAAUGGUAAAAAAGAUGCCAAAAAUCACACGCAAAGUAAAAACUCGACAAAAAAUGAGAAAUUAGAUAACAAAAAAGAUAGCAAAAAUGAUUCCCAACAUAAAGACAAAAAACGAAGAGAUGAGAAGAAAUCCAAGUCAAAAGAUGAUCAUUCUAGUUUAAGAAGAAAUUCUAAUGAUCGACGUUCUACAGACAGAGAUGGAUCAAAUGGAUCAAGUAGCAAAAGUUCACAAUCUAGUAGUUCUGGAUCUAAUAUUGCACAUGGUAAAUCAAAUACAUCAACCUUUUCUAAAGAAACAAACCAUAUGAGUAAUUCAGGUAGUGAAACAUCAGACAAUGUUGAAGAAAUACAUCCAAAUGAUAUAAAACUAUUAUUGGAACAACAAAAUUAUAAAUUAGACAAAGCAAUAGAAUUAGAUGCAGAAUAUAAAACUGACAACACUAAUAAUUUUGAAAUGCAUACUAAACAAGAAUUGGAAUUUAAUGAUGUUAACUUACCUCUUAAAAAACGAGUGUUGAUAGAAGAAGACAAUAGCAGUUCAGGAGAAAUGAAAGUAAAGAAACCAAAAUUUGCAAAAAAUAUACAUGAAGCUAAAAAAUUAAUGAAAAUUAGGAAACAGAUAGAGAAGCAGAAACUUAAAGAAAAUAAGAAGUUAGAGAAGAAGAUUGAGAAAAUAGAACAACCAAUACAAACAAAUGCAGUAAAUAAUGACAAUUUUGAAAGUAUGCCAGAUGAAGAACGUGUUCAAAUAAUAGAAAUACCAGAUGAAGAAUACGAAGAGCCAUAUCCUGAGAAACAUACUAAUUUAACAUUAGAAGAAAGAUCAAUAAUGAUGUUACAAGCUGAAGUUGGUACAAAAGAUUUGUUAGAGACACAUUCUAAUCUAAAAUUAAAAUUAUCAGACAUGGAAUUAUGUAUAAAGAAAUCAUUAAGUGAAACACUUACCAAUAAAGUUGAGAAACCAUUGAGUUCUGAUACUGAAGCAAAUAUUGACUCUUCUAUUUCUUUAUUGCCUAACAAUAAAGAAAUAGAAGACUUACAAAAUAAAGAAUCAUUGUUUUCCAGCAUAAAGGAAGAAGACAACAAUAAAAUAAUAAAAACGAAACAACUAGAUAGUUCUGCAAAAAUAUGUUUUGAAAAAGAAACAUGCCAAGAAACUGGUACAUCUGUAUUAGAAGAGGUACAUCUGUACUCUCAAGAAUCAAACUAUUUUAGUAAUAAAAAAGAAGUAAACGAAGAAAAAGAGCAAUUAAAGUUAAGUGAUAUAAAUACAGAUAUGAUUUGUUCAAGUGACAAUAGAAAUAUAGAAAUACCUACAACAUCAAAAAUUGGAGAUGAAGAUGUUUCUCAGGAUGCUGAAAAUAGUAGUCUUUCUAAUUUAAACAGAUACGUAACCGAUAAAGAUUGCAUUGUAAAAAUUAAAGAAGAACCAGAAAUAUUAGAAUCAACAUCAAUGGAAACUGAAGAUAAUGAAGAUUGUCGUUAUUUCAAAGCAGACAAUGAAAAAUCAGAAAAAUUUUCUAGUUUCUUAGAAUCACUAGAAUUAAUAGAAAACAGUUCUUUAGAAGACAUAAUAGAGAGUUUAGGAGGUCAAGUCGUAUCUUCAGUGCCAAAAGCUAUGGCACCACCUUUACCAAAACGCAAACAUUCAUCUAGCCCAUUAACAGAUAUAUUAUUAAAUAAUUCAAAUAAUAAUAAUGAUGGUCAUAAAAAAGCAUUAACCCUACCUAAUGAAGAAGCACUAAAUAAUAUUAAAAAAAGAAAGCUAAUAUCUAAAAAGCAGAGACUCCAAUCAAAUAUAUGUACUCCACAAGGACUUUUAAAUGGAGAAAAUUUUGUUAUGCCUUUAAGUCCAGAAAGCGACGUAUCUGCAACCAGUGAAAAAAUACCAUCUGCAAAUAUGAUUAAAGAAGACAAAGGCCGACAUAGAAGUAGUCAACGUUAUUCAAGUGAUGACCUAUACAAACCGCGUCCAUUAUUUUCAAGUUCUUCUCGCAGAAGUAGGAGGUCUAAUCAGGUAUAGCUAGUAGUUUGUAAUUUCAGGUAUUGAAUUGUUUUUCUUUAUAUAAUAUAAAACCUCUAAAUCCUAGUUGUUGGUUCUAGUACACUCUACAUUACAUUUAAAUCAAAUAUUUUGAAACUUUAAUUAAUGUAAAAUACUAA
This is a messenger RNA of Frieseomelitta varia, 4326 nucleotides long. RefSeq names its product biorientation of chromosomes in cell division protein 1-like 1. The coding region runs from base 194 to 4186 and encodes 1330 amino acids. The transcript has 3 exons. The record is from RefSeq and is a predicted model, not a curated record. Lineage: Eukaryota; Metazoa; Arthropoda; Insecta; Hymenoptera; Apidae.